Molecule: messenger RNA, 2284 nt
Organism: Dryobates pubescens (Downy woodpecker)
Lineage: Eukaryota; Metazoa; Chordata; Aves; Piciformes; Picidae
Gene: ATF2
Product: activating transcription factor 2
Exons: 13
Coding region: 129-1592 (487 amino acids)
Biological process (GO): regulation of transcription by RNA polymerase II
Molecular function (GO): cAMP response element binding; DNA-binding transcription factor activity, RNA polymerase II-specific
Source: RefSeq, a predicted model, not a curated record
AGGAAACUAAAAAAAAUAGUAGUUCUUGUCCUGGCAGUUCAUUGCCAUGAAAAGGAGGAUAUGAUAGUUUGCCCUAUGAAACAGAUUUAUACGUGAAAUCUGGCAGGUAGCACAACGACCUGUGGAAUAUGAGUGAUGACAAACCCUUUUUAUGCACUGCCCCUGGAUGUGGCCAGCGUUUUACCAAUGAGGAUCAUUUGGCUGUCCAUAAACAUAAACAUGAGAUGACACUGAAAUUCGGUCCGGCUCGUAAUGAUAGUGUCAUUGUGGCUGAUCAGACACCAACACCAACUCGAUUCUUGAAGAACUGUGAGGAAGUGGGCUUAUUCAAUGAAUUAGCAAGUCCUUUUGAGAAUGAGUUUAAAAAGGCUUCUGAAGAUGACAUUAAAAAAAUGCCUCUAGAUCUGUCUCCUCUUGCAACACCAAUUAUAAGGAAUAAAAUUGAAGAGCCUUCCGUUGUGGAGACAACUCAUCAAGAUAGUCCUUUACCUCAUCCUGAGUCUACAACCAAUGAUGAAAAGGAGGUGUCACUGCAGCAGACUGCACAGCCUACAUCAACAAUAGUUCGUCCAGCAUCGCUACAGGUUCCUAAUGUUCUACUUACGAGUUCUGACUCAAGCGUUAUUAUUCAGCAGGCAAUACCAUCACCAACAUCUAGUACUGUUAUUACCCAGGCUCCAUCCUCUAACAGACCAAUAGUUCCGGUUCCAGGUCCUUUUCCUCUGCUGUUACAUCUUCCUAAUGGACAAACCAUGCCUGUUGCUAUUCCUGCAUCUAUCACAAAUUCUAAUGUGCAUGUCCCUGCUGCAGUUCCACUUGUUAGACCUGUCACCAUGGUGCCUAGUAUCCCAGGAAUCCCAGGGCCUUCCUCCCCACAGCCAGUGCAGUCUGAGGCUAAAUUGAGAUUGAAAGCAGCCUUGACCCAGCAGCACCCUCAGGUAACAAAUGGAGAUACUGCCAAGGGACAUCCAAGUGGGUUGGUUAGGACUCAGUCAGAGGAACCACGACCGCAAUCACUACAACAACCUGCAACUUCAACAACCGAAACACCGGCAUCACCAGCUCAGCCUACACCACAAACACCAAAUACAGGUGGUCGCCGAAGAAGAGCUGCCAAUGAAGACCCUGAUGAGAAAAGGAGAAAGUUUCUGGAGCGAAACCGUGCUGCUGCUUCCAGAUGCCGACAGAAACGGAAAGUCUGGGUGCAGUCAUUGGAGAAAAAAGCCGAGGACCUGAGCUCACUAAAUGGCCAGUUACAGAAUGAAGUCACCCUGCUGAGAAAUGAAGUGGCACAGCUGAAACAGCUUCUUCUGGCUCAUAAAGAUUGCCCUGUAACUGCCAUGCAGAAGAAAUCUGGCUAUCAUACUGCAGAUAAAGACGACAGUUCAGAAGACAUAUCAGUGCCAAGCAGUCCACACACAGAAGCUAUUCAGCACAGUUCUGUCAGCACUUCCAACGGCGUAAGCUCAACUUCCAAGGCAGAAGCGGUGGCCACCUCCGUUCUCACACAGAUGGCAGACCAGAGCACAGAGCCCGGCCUCUCCCAGAUCGUCAUGGCGCCUCCCUCCCAGUCGCAGCCUUCAGGAAGUUGAUUAAAAACUUGGAUUGCAUCGGUUUCUUAGAUACACAUUUGUGACUUUAAAGGGAAAUCAGCAAAAGACCAGUCUCCAUCUAGGAGAAAUUGUAGCUUAAAAUUUCUCAUUUUUUAAAAUCCAUCUUAAAUUUGGCUUUAACAAUUGGCAGGUGAAGCUGAGACAGAACACCAGUUCUAGUCCCUUUGCAAAAGACUUUUUUUUUUUAAUUCUUAGUUUUACUAGUUCUUUUUUGUGCUUAACGUGUAAAGUGUGUGUACAGUACAAUGUGGUUAUUUCAUUUUUAAUUGGUAUUACUUGAACAAACAUUGGGGUGAAUUACUAAAGGUCAUCCCCAAGACUGUGAUAGUAAUAUUAUGUGACAUUUUUAUACCAAAGUUCUGCAUAGUCCCUAUUGACUUUGUAACAUGAACAAGGUCAUAAAGCACUAGGCAAGAGAAAGACAGUAACAGUAAAUUUGCUUUUAGUCUUUUUGCCUUUUUGUUGUUUUGCACAUUAUGAGAGGAAGAACAUUGGGAGAAAACAUUUGGUUGGCUUUUUAACUGUUGGGGGGUUUAAUUUGUUUAAUAGGGCCAGUACAGUAUAUAAGAUACAGUACUCUUAUGCACAUACCUAUCCUAGAUGAAGAACAUUACUAAAUAGAUUUGAUUUUUUAAAUUUUAUUUUAUUGUAAAUGGAUGUCAGGUGUUAUG